GCAGCGGCGCCGGCGCGCGGCGGGCGCGGCGCAUGCGCAGUGCGGGAGCGCGCCCGGCCCAGGCGAGUGUCCGGAGAUUUUGGGACGCCAGGAGCGGCGGAGCCCGGCCCCUCGCAGCCUCUGUCCCGGCAUGGCAGACCAGAAGCGGCUCGCCUUCUCCAUCAUCCAGUUCCUGCACAGCCAGCUCCAGAGCGGGAGCAUGUCUCCCGACGCGCAGGAGAGUUUGGAAGUGGCCAUCCAGUGCCUGGAAACAGCGUUUGGGGUCUCCAUGGAAGACCAAAGCCUGGCUGUGUCCCAGACCCUUCCCGAAAUAUUUGAAGCCGUGGCAGGGAAGGAGCCGGAACGCUCCAGGACGAACUCGGAGCCCGUCACGCCCUCGGAAGAUGACGUGGCUGAAGCUGAAAGACUCAAGACUGAAGGAAACGACCAAAUGAAGGCAGAAAACUUCGAGGCUGCCGUGUCUUUUUAUGGAAAAGCCAUCGAGUUAAACCCAGCCAACGCCGUUUAUUUCUGCAACAGGGCUGCUGCCUACAGCAAACUGGGGAAUUACGCGGGAGCCGUGCGGGACUGCGAGCGCGCCAUCGGCAUCGACCCCAGCUACAGCAAAGCCUACGGCAGGAUGGGCUUGGCCCUGUCCAGCUUAAACAAACACACAGAAGCUGUUGUUUACUACAAAAAAGCUCUGGAGUUGGAUCCGGACAACGAAACGUACAAAUCCAACCUCAAAAUAGCUGAACAGAAAAUGAAGGAGACUCCCAGUCCAACCGGCGGCCCCGGAGGCUUCGACUUGGCCGGAUUGCUGAACAACCCCGGCUUCAUGAGCAUGGCCUCAAACCUCAUGAACAACCCCCAAGUACAACAGCUAAUGUCCGGGAUGAUCUCGGGAGGCCACAACGCCAUGGGAGCGGCCGGGAGCAGCCCCUCCACCAACGACCUGGCCAGCCUGAUCCAGGCGGGCCAGCAGUUUGCCCAGCAGAUGCAGCAGCAGAACCCCGAGCUCAUCGAGCAGCUGCGCAGCCAAAUCCGCAGCCGGACCCCGAGCGCCAGCAACGAGGAGCAGCAGGAGUGAGCCCCUGGGAAUUCCAGGAUUUGCUUUUCCAGCUGGGAGCCACCUCCGUGUUGCCAAUUCCUGACUUGGGAGUGUCCAAGAGGGGGAAAAGCCCAAAACUCCAAGGGAUGAAAACCACAAAAAUCCCCAAAUCUCCCCGUGCCCUGCAUGUCACCGAGAAUUCCCACUUCCCGCCCUGCUCCUCCCUUUUUUCCCUUUUCCCAGGUUUAUUUUUUGGGUUUUUUUCCCUGGCAGAGCUGAACUCAGAAUUCCGCUGGGAAAUUCCCAGAUCCCCGCGGGAUUUGCUGCUGGGGGAUUUUUAUUCCCCAUUUUUUGGUUGGUUUUGGUUUUGGCUUUGGUUUUUUGAAGGAUUUCCAAGCGAAUUCCUCAUUUUUUUUCCUCUCCCCACUUUUCCCCUCGGGAGCCACUUCCAAGAAGUGUUUGAGUCCCUGCUCGGCCCCACCCUGGAAUUCCCGGGAUUUUCCACCUCUGGGAAUGAGGAUUUCCCUCCAAGUCUGGGAUUUUCGGGAAUUUGGCUGCUCCCCUCCCCGGGAUCCGCGGGGCAGUCAGGGCUGAGCCUCCCCCAGGCGUUUUUGGGGGUUUUCCCAUCCCAAAAAAUCCUGGAAAAUCCCAUUUGGGCGCGCGGCGCCGCUCUGGCAAAACGGGAAUCUCUCCCAUGGAAUGUGAGCAGGGAGGGAGUGAAGGGGUUUUUAGUGUGUUUAAAGGAGUUUUUUCCGAAUUAUUUUGUUUUUUUUUUUUUAUCUUAAUUGCAUGCCACUGGUCGGCCUGGCUGGGCUGGGGUGGAGGGAAUCCAAAAUCCCCUUUGGAUCCAAAAUCCCGGAUUUGGGCAGGGAAAAGCUCCUGGAGCCGCCUCAGACCCCAGCUGGGGGAGACCAGAGGGAUUUUUUGUUAAAUCCAGGAUGGAUUUCAAUCCUGUUUUUGGCUCCUGGGGGAGGAGGAGCCCCUCUGGAACGUUCGGGAGACGGAAAAAAUCAUGGGAAAAAGUGAUUUUUUUUUUUUGGCCGAGGCUCCGUGGAAUUCAUGUGGUUCGUGUCACUCGUGAGGAAUAAAAACCAUUUGGACACUUUGGUUGUUA
Molecule: messenger RNA, 2144 nt
Organism: Vidua chalybeata
Lineage: Eukaryota; Metazoa; Chordata; Aves; Passeriformes; Viduidae
Gene: SGTA
Product: small glutamine rich tetratricopeptide repeat co-chaperone alpha
Exons: 12
Coding region: 131-1069 (312 amino acids)
Biological process (GO): post-translational protein targeting to endoplasmic reticulum membrane
Cellular component (GO): TRC complex; membrane
Molecular function (GO): protein binding; molecular adaptor activity
Source: RefSeq, a predicted model, not a curated record